GAAAAUCAGAAAACAUGAGUGGCAUGUGCGGGCUAGAGUGAAAGAGACAAAUAAAUCAGUCAAUAGUGACGCGUGCAUGAGGUCGGGCAAGCCGGCGUGCCGGGUUCCGUCCCGGCUACGCGGCGGAACCUCUUUAGGCCCUUCGUCGUGGUCAUUUUUGCUGCGUUCGCAGAACGCAUCACGGAUCGGUGAUAGAAUCGAGAGGAACAGGAACCGUGAGUCGACGCUGACCGAGAGCGAGCGAAAGGUGCGCGGAAUCGUCGGCAGGUGCAGUCACGGAGAUCAGAGAGGUGGAGUCAUCGCAGGCGGCGAUCAUCGCGAGUUUGAAUGGGUGGGCCGGGCGCCGGUAGAGUUACCAGGCAUGAGCUGAACGCGGUGCCCCAGAGCCACGUCGGUCACGGGGAACGUGCCCUUGGUGAGCCACCAGCACCAGGCUGCCGUUGUCAUCCUCCGGAGCGAUCAUCUGGCAGCACCAUCCGCUCCGCCCAGCAGCUGCCACCCUCGCCGCCGCCGCUCACUUCUCUGCAUAUCGGCAGCAACAACGGCACUAUCUGUGCCAUCAUCAGCGGUAAUAACAACUCCGCUAUCACCACGAAUCCGAGCGACGGUAAAGCCAAAAAGGCGGCCGCCAUGUCUUCGCCGCCGAAACAUCGCAGGGGCUUCGACCCCAAUGACCCGACGGAAUUUCACCGCUAUCGUCGCGUUAAGACGAAGCAGCGAGGCUUUGUAUGUCCCACAUCGUGUGACCUUCGGCGAUGGACACAGACCUCCCCGAGAUCCCUCGACACAUCCACCAGCACAAGGCAUUAUAAAACACACACAAGCUUGCGAUGUUCGAUGUUGGACCGCUUACUGGUUGUACCCCCGCCGCUACAACGCGACGAAAGUACGAUCACAUGAUCAAAAAUAUACAGUAUUCUCCGAAAAUAAAUUCAGCGAAAUCCUUCUUGAAGCACAUUAUAAUACUAGCAUGAUAAUAUCAUAUUAA
Messenger RNA from Atta colombica, 988 nucleotides. RefSeq lists its product as uncharacterized. Bases 328 to 900 code for a protein of 190 amino acids. Lineage: Eukaryota; Metazoa; Arthropoda; Insecta; Hymenoptera; Formicidae. The transcript has 3 exons. The record is from RefSeq and is a predicted model, not a curated record.